Labrus bergylta (ballan wrasse) is the source of this 3525-nucleotide messenger RNA. It is a transcript of the gene cdc42ep4b, whose product is annotated as CDC42 effector protein (Rho GTPase binding) 4b. The record is from RefSeq and is a predicted model, not a curated record. Gene Ontology annotation, biological process: positive regulation of actin filament polymerization; positive regulation of pseudopodium assembly; regulation of cell shape. Gene Ontology annotation, molecular function: small GTPase binding. NCBI's taxonomy places the organism in Eukaryota, Metazoa, Chordata, Actinopteri, Labriformes, Labridae. Gene Ontology annotation, cellular component: cytoplasm; membrane.
CCGACAUUGGAGCACCAACACGGGAACUGUCCUGCUGCAACUCUCCCACUGAGGAAACUAAAACAGAAUUUGAUUCAACACAGAAGAUUUACUUUUUAAGUUUUGUAAGCUUUGUUUGCGGAGAGUUGAGAGGAAUAUUACGCGCAACUUCCUCAUCGUUUGGACUGUUUAAAAAAAAGGCCGAUUCAACGGUAAGAUGAAACCAGAACUGGAGGACCAGAAUGUUUGGACACAUUAAACACCUGGAAUUGAACCUUCUUUGACAACAUCUGGUACUAUUGGCAACAAAAAAAAUCUGAAAAGAAUCGAAACUACUACAGAACCUAGAUUUUUUUUUUUCUACUUGUGGAUUAUAAGUAAAAGACUGCAAACAUGCCUAUUCUCAAGCAGCUUGUAAACAACUCUAACCAGUCAAAGCGACGGUCACGGGCCGACCUGACCGCAGAGAUGAUCAGCGCUCCAUUGGGCGACUUCCGCCACACCAUGCACGUUGGCCGGGGAGGCGAUGCAUUCGGGGACACUUCAUUUCUAAGCACCCGAUCUGGGGAACCUCCCAGGGAGCCUGAACCAAAGCAAAACUCCCCAGGCCCCAAACCAGGGCUGCUGUCGCGUACAUUCAGAAGCAGCAAGCGCUCUCAGUCUGUGAACCGUGGGGACAAGUACGAGUACAACACGAUGGCGCCUUCUGGUGGCUCAUCCGGCUAUGUCAAAAAUGCCAUAUCUCUGCCUUACCUUAACGAUGAUGAUAUGAGCAGAGGUCACCUGACAAAGAGUGUUUCUUCAAGCCCCAUGAAGACGGUGAUGGAGAUUGAGACCAAGCCGGUAAAUGGCGCAGCUGCAAUGGCAACAAUUGAUGCGGAGUUCGAUGAGCGUAAUUUCGGUGAGCUUACCGACUUGCCACCAUCCAUGCCAAAGGGAGGCGGGAUGAAGCACGCAGAGUCUAUGAUGUCCUUCAACAUUGACUUGGGGCCCUCCAUGCUGGGGGACAUCUUAAGCGUGAUGGAAAAGAAAGGCUGGGAGGAGGAUGACCUCGGCUAUGAAGAAGGCAAGGGUAGCGAUGGCCGAGCCUCACCCUCCAACAUACCCCACAUAGAUGACGAUGACGCGGAAGUGCGGGCCCCGACAAGGCCACCUCGCAGCAUGUACCAGCAGAAGACCAUAGUGGAUCCAUACACCCCGGAGCUACAAACCAGGAACAACCACCACAACCUGGACAGUUACUCUGUGUCCAGCUCCGGCUCGGCUACUGAGGAGAAACCUCAGUACCACCUCCAGGACGGUGACACAGACAGCGCAAAGUACAGCUCGCCACGUGGGGAGGAAGACCGAGAUUUCACCUUCAUGGAUGACGACGAGGAUGAGAUUCGAGUGUAAACCAGACUGGUAAUACUGCCAUGAACAGUCUUGGAGGACACUUAUCGAGACGAGCAGAUGUUGAGAGGCUAUCACAAGCUGUUGUAGGCAGGGGGGAUGAUUUGGAGGAAGGGCCACUGCUGCUCUAAGCGCCCUGUAGAUCUGUAUUAUGUUUGUACACUUUGUUCAACAUCAUAAAUAAAACCAAUUAGGCCUUACUCACUGUGCUGUAGCAAGAAGAUGUGAGCUGAGUGCAGACAGACUUGCUCACAGAGUGGAACUCUUGAAGGGCUUGGGUUGUUAAUCGUUGCAGAUUUACGCAGCUUCAAACUCUGAACUCACGAAUGGGAAUUUCCCAUUUCAAACAAUACUGGCACAUGUGUUUGAACUCUUUCUUCUCCAAGGUGAAUGAUCGAACAAAGAAAAGCAGCAAGCCAUUGGCGAUGAACGCGUCUUGGGAAGUAAAGUUCGACCACAAGGUUGGAGAAACUGUACCCAAGCCGUCAUUCACAUUGAUAUCACGUUUGUUGUGGGUUGUGUGAGGUGAGGAAAUGGAUAUGUGAGGGCACAAAGUUGAUGUAGAUGUGUGUAUUAGAGAUUUUGAACAAGGAAGAGGGAAAGGACAUUUUGCCAAUGACAUUGUUUGGCAUAAACACUAAGUAGAUAAAGUAGUUAUUACUUUUCCAUGUCUUACUUUAAGGGGUGACUUUUUAUUACUUUUGUCAAGCAUGUCUACUGUUGUAGAGCUUGUUGUUUUUUUUUAGUUAGUAGUUAUUCUGUUUUAUUUUUCCUCCUGUUUGUCUUAAGUUAGCAUUGCCUCCAUUCCUUACAUUCACAGACAGCUGUGGUAUUUAUUCAUUUAUAUUAAUAAGGGAUGAAUCAGUCUAAUUAUGCACUACAAGGUCUUAAAAGUUAUGAUUUGGGUGUUUUUUUUCCGAAUGUGUUUCUCGACUUUAAAAAUCGUAAGGGUACCACAGAGUAAACCAGCUUCUUUUUUCUUUUUUAUGGAAUUUUGAUAAACGGCACUUAAUUCUCAAGUAGACACAAACUCACCUUUGCUGUCAUAUUUGUGGGAAUGCCACAUUAGAUGACAAGGACCUAUGUUUGUAAAAAAAAAUGUGAAUUGUCAAAAAAAAAGAGGCCUUUUGUACGUGUCCUGGGUCCUUUACUUUAUUUUUUUUAAAGAGACAGGACAGAAGUGGUGAUUGGGCUAAUUCAGUGUGUUUCUGGGUCAUUCCACAUCAUCACUGACGAUGGCAGCAUGAGCAGGUCAGCGGAGAGCGAUGAGUGUGAAAGGGACAGUUGGUAAAAAUCCAAAUGAAUAGUUAUGGCUUGUCCCUAAGGGAAGAGAAAGGAUGUAAAAACAUGUCCAAGGUGUUAUUGGAUUGCAGCUUUUUUUUUUUUUUUUAUGGACGGGCUUCGGGUAUGUCUCGGGGCAGUGCUGAGAGUGGCAGACAUUUCCUUAACCGGCCCCGCAGGUGACAAGACUCACCUCCUCUAUGCAGCCUAAAUCACACAGCAGAAACAGAUGAUUAAAUCAACCAAUCAUCUGGGCCUUUUCCCAGUCUACUCAUUAAAUGUGCUGGAUUAUUGAACCACAACCAGCUGGAACUGCUCCAGGAACAGCAGGGUCAGGGACGGACAGGUGGACCCUUUCUCUUUGAUUUUUUUUUGUGUUUUUAGUUGUACGCUCACUCAGUUGGCUCCUCCAGGUUACUUUAAGUUCUAAAUAAGGCAACGAAGAGGCGUACUUUAGUUCCCUGUGUUGAUGAUUCACGUCUGACCUUUUUUUUUUAUGUCUUGUUUGAAAACUAAUUGCCACGUUUGACAAAUGGGAACCUUUAUGUCCGGUUGUGGCAUUGAUGCAGGUGUGUACAUAUGGAAUCAGGAUGCUGUGCCAUUAUUUUCUCGGGUUUUAUUGUAUACUUUAAAAACCACCAUGUCCAUAUGAAGAGGAUGCAACGAGUUCAAGCAAUCUAGAGGAAAUUGCCAAGUACGUUCUAACCAUAUUAUUGGAAAAUGAUAGCAGGAUGUUUAAUUUGUGUUCAUUUUUUUACUCAUGUAUAGACUUGCAGUAUGGUUUAAGUCAGAAAUCUUACCUUUUUUUCCUUAAUGUAAAUGGGCCAAAUUUGAAGAUGUCUUUAACUUUAUAUUAAAAUGAAUUGUGAAAUA